GUCCCUCUCGUUGCAUAAAAACUAGGGUUUGUAGAGAAGAGGCGCAGCCAUAGCAAGAAGCUCGUGAAGCAAUGGCUAGAAUCAAGGUUCACGAGUUGAGGCAAAAGAACAAGGCUGAACUGUUGAAUCAGCUGAAGGACCUCAAGGCCGAACUUGCCUUGCUUCGUGUUGCUAAGGUCACUGGUGGUGCCCCUAACAAGCUCUCCAAGAUAAAGGUGGUGAGGUUGUCGAUUGCCCAGGUUUUGACUGUGAUUUCUCAGAAGCAGAAAGCUGCGUUGAGGGAAGCUUAUAAGCAUAAGAAGUAUUUGCCACUUGAUCUGCGCCCAAAGAAGACAAGGGCUAUUCGCAGAAGGCUUACUAAGCACCAGGCAUCAUUGAAGACUGAGCGGCAGAAGAAGAAAGAGACGUAUUUCCCAAUGAGGAAGUAUGCUAUCAAGGUGUAACAUUAGAGCAAUCGUAUCUUUUAAAUGGACUUUUACAUCCGUUUAUACUUGACAAGUUUUGAUACAUCUCAUUUUGUAGUUUUAUGUUGGAAUUAUUGGUUAUGUUAAAUUUCAUGUCUUAGACCUGGGGUCUCUUUCUUGAAGCUACUAGUAUUUAUGUGGAUUGUUAGUUUCUAUCUUUAAUAUGGGACUGGGAUUUCUGC
Abrus precatorius (Indian licorice) is the source of this 646-nucleotide messenger RNA. RefSeq names its product 60S ribosomal protein L35-like. The coding region runs from base 72 to 443 and encodes 123 amino acids. Gene Ontology annotation, biological process: translation; maturation of LSU-rRNA from tricistronic rRNA transcript (SSU-rRNA, 5.8S rRNA, LSU-rRNA). The transcript is spliced from 4 exons. Gene Ontology annotation, molecular function: mRNA binding; structural constituent of ribosome. The record is from RefSeq and is a predicted model, not a curated record. Gene Ontology annotation, cellular component: ribosome; cytosolic large ribosomal subunit. NCBI's taxonomy places the organism in Eukaryota, Viridiplantae, Streptophyta, Magnoliopsida, Fabales, Fabaceae.